CUACUACGGGAGGAGUUAUAGAAAUUAUUUUCAAUGAUAUAUCACGCUCAGCAACUAUUUUCUUAAAUGAUAGCACUAAUAAUACUAAAAAUUUGAACAUAUCUAAAGUGGUUCUAAUUUCUGAAGAAACUUAUCAAAAAAUAGUUAAUGAUCUAGCUAACUUAAAGGAGAAAGAAUCUAUUAUUAUUGAAGAUGUAGGAU
Molecule: messenger RNA, 201 nt
Organism: Racocetra persica
Lineage: Eukaryota; Fungi; Glomeromycota; Glomeromycetes; Diversisporales; Gigasporaceae
Source: the annotation of a GenBank genome assembly